AUUGGGCCGCCGAAUUGGGCUUUGUGUGGAGAGAGAAUGGUCCAAAUAUAGAAUGGCAGGAAACAGGUAGAUCUGUAGAAGCCCCGGAAAGGCAAAAGGUGUGACUCGGACAAUUUGAAUUUCGAAAUGAGUUGCCCGUUGAACCAAACAUCUGACCUUUCCGUCAAUACCCUUCCGUUUAACGGAUAUAUAACUUAGACGCUCUGCCCUGCCCCCUUUGUCAUUUGAACAUUUGAAAUCAGCAACCAGCAAAUCAAGAAACAAGAGAGAGAAAUGGAGAUGAUCGGAGGAGCGGCGAAUAAAGGAGCAUCGGCGAUGGAGGCGUUCGAGAAGCUGGAGAAGGUGGGAGAAGGGACUUACGGGAAGGUGUACAGAGCGAGAGAGAAGGCGACUGGGAAGAUCGUGGCCCUCAAGAAAACUCGCCUCCACGAGGACGAGGAAGGCGUCCCUCCCACCACUCUCCGCGAAGUCUCCAUUCUCCGCAUGCUCUCCAGAGACCCCCACAUCGUCAAGCUGAUGGAUGUGAAACAAGGGCAGAACAAGGAGGGAAAGACUGUACUCUACUUGGUGUUUGAGUACAUGGACACUGAUCUCAAGAAAUUCAUCCGCACCUUCCGUCAAUCUGGAGAGCACAUUCCGUCCCCCACCGUUAAGAGCCUGAUGUUCCAACUCUGCAAAGGUGUUGCCUUUUGCCAUGGUCACGGAAUUUUGCACAGGGAUCUUAAGCCUCACAAUCUUCUGAUGGACCGCAAGUCUAUGAUGCUUAAAAUUGCAGACCUUGGACUUGCUAGAGCUUUUACUGUGCCACUCAAGAAGUAUACUCAUGAGAUAUUGACCCUCUGGUAUAGGGCUCCCGAAGUUCUUCUGGGGGCUACACAUUACUCAACUGCAGUGGAUAUUUGGUCUGUUGGCUGUAUAUUUGCUGAACUUGUCACGAAGCAAGCACUCUUCCCUGGGGACUCUGAACUGCAGCAGCUCCUACAUAUAUUCAGGUUGUUGGGCACUCCAAAUGAGGUGGUGUGGCCAGGUGUAAGCAAGCUCAAGGACUGGCACGAGUACCCCCAGUGGAGUCCCCAAAGUUUGUCGAAGGCUGUUCCCAAUUUGGACGAGAUGGGGCUGGAUUUGUUGUUGCAAAUGUUGCAGUACGAUCCUGCAAAACGCAUUUCAGCAAAGACAGCUAUGGAGCACCCUUACUUUGAUGGUUUGAACAAGGAUUCUCUCUGAAGAAGCGCGAUGAAGCAUUUGUGGAUCGGGAUGGCUAGCAGAGAAGCGCUCUGUAAUUCUGAAGUUUAUUUGCUUUCCUCAAGCGCAUAUUUGGAGUUGUGCUAAAUCUUUAGGAUGGCUAACUAGUAGACUAAAGGAUUCUGUGUGGUGUGGUGUUUACAAUUUGCAAGUAGCUUUCCUCAAGCAUAUUUCUAUUCGGCUAGGACAUUGAUGUAACGUUUUGCUUUAAUGAAAACUCACGUUUUGCUGUA
Molecule: messenger RNA, 1475 nt
Organism: Pyrus x bretschneideri (Chinese white pear)
Lineage: Eukaryota; Viridiplantae; Streptophyta; Magnoliopsida; Rosales; Rosaceae
Product: cyclin-dependent kinase B2-2
Exons: 8
Coding region: 274-1224 (316 amino acids)
Biological process (GO): G1/S transition of mitotic cell cycle; signal transduction; regulation of G2/M transition of mitotic cell cycle
Cellular component (GO): cytoplasm; cyclin-dependent protein kinase holoenzyme complex; nucleus
Molecular function (GO): ATP binding; cyclin binding; cyclin-dependent protein serine/threonine kinase activity
Source: RefSeq, a predicted model, not a curated record